Molecule: messenger RNA, 2153 nt
Organism: Larimichthys crocea (large yellow croaker)
Lineage: Eukaryota; Metazoa; Chordata; Actinopteri; Sciaenidae
Exons: 2
Coding region: 78-1658 (526 amino acids)
Biological process (GO): DNA integration
Molecular function (GO): nucleic acid binding
Source: RefSeq, a predicted model, not a curated record
CUCAACUCCGAAGACCACCAGCUGGUUCUGCAGUAAAAGAACUGAUCAAUGUCAGAAAGUUCAGCAGCUUGACCAAGAUGACCAGAGUUAUCGCCUGGGUGUGGAGAGCUGCAAUGAAGUGGAAAGAAUUACUGGGCAAAACCCAAUCCACAAGUAAGCCAAAGUGGGAGGUGCUCUCAUCGGAAGAGCUAAAAUCCAGAGCAAAACAAGCUGCACUUACCAUCGGCGAGUAUGAAGAUGCUCAGAGAGACCUCUUCCUCGCAGCACAAGAGGGUGCAUGCUUCCAAGACGCCACCCUCAACAGACUGGCUGUGUACAAAGAUACAAAAACCGGACUCUUGGUCUGUGGAGGAAGAUUUCAGAUCUUUGAUGACGACAAAACCACUGUACCAAUCUUACCUUGUGAUGCGUGGGUAUCCUCUCUUCUGGCACAAGAAGCCCACAAUGCAAACCAUGAGGAAAUAGCAGGUACACUCCUGAGGAUGAGGAAAAAAGCAUGGGUCACAAGAGGCCGGAAACUGGCUCAGAAGAUUGUGGACAGCUGUGUGAUAUGCAGAAAGACCAGAGCUAAAAAGUGCCAACAAAUCAUGAGUGACCUCCCAUCCGAACGGAUUACACCAGCAAGACCAUUCGAAUUCACAACAUUGGAUCUAUUCGGACCUUAUGAAGUGAAGGAUGAAGUGAAGAAGAAAACAAGGCUCAAAGUAUGGGGGUUAGUCUUCUGCUGUAUGGCAUCCCGAGCUCUGCACACAGAUGUCGUAAGUGACCAGUCUUCUGAAGGUUUCCUGCUGGCCUACAAAAGAUUCACAGCACUAAGAGGUCAUCCAAAGAAGCUGUGGUCAGACCCUGGGAAAAACUUUGUGGGUGCCAGACCUGCGCUCAAUGACCUGUACACCUUUCUUGGCCAGCUACAAUCGCCAGAGGUUGAGAAUGAAGUCUCCAAGCAUGGGACAGAAUGGAGCUGGAAAAUUCACCCCGCUGAUUCCCCUCAUAGAAAUGGAGCUGCAGAGCCUGCUGUACGCACCGUGAAGCGCGCUCUGCACAACCUGGGAGGAGACGGGUGCUUUACCUGGAGUGAGUUCCAAACCUUCCUCUACAUGGCUGCAAACCUUGCCAAUGAGAGACCCAUAGAUGCCAGAACUCAAAGCCGAGAGGACUGUGUGGAGUACAUCAGCCCAAAUUCUCUUCUGCUUGGGAGAACAGGACCUAGAGGAGACCUCGGAAGCUUCGACUUUGAUGGCUACCCCUACAAAAGGCUAAGAGCAAUUCAAACAGAAGUUGACCGGUUCUGGAAGAAGUGGAGUCAGUUGGCGGGGCCCAAUCUAUUCACCAGGAGCAAGUGGCACACGACACACAGAAAUGUAGCCACAGGAGACAUUGUCUGGCUUGCCGACCAAAAUGCACUGAGGAGUCAGUACAAACUGGCCAGAGUCAUCAGCGUCAAUCCUGACAAGAAGGGCGUCGUCAGAGAUGUUCAUGUCCGAACCUUCCCCAGCUAUCCAGUCUCGACCAUGAAAUCUAACCAGAGGUCAACAAGAAACCUGAAAAUCAAAAUCCCCUCUACAGUUCUGCACAGGGAUGUACGACGGGUCAUUGUUCUAAUACCUGUUGAGGAACAAAAGAACACCAUCAAGGAAAGAGAAAACAACACACACUGACCAUCUACGACUCUUGUGACCUCUCUGAGUUUCACAACCGAGAGGUCAAGUGGGAGGUGUCACGCCAACUGACAAAAAAGCACAACCAAAACAUCAAAAACCUUUCAUUCACUUUGCAAACAAAACAAGUCUUCAGCCGGACCUACAGGGGGCAGUCAAUCAGUUCAACAACACCAGCAAAGCACUCCAACCACUUCCUGUCAAGAGGAGGAACUUCCUGUUAGACGGCCAUCUUAACCAUCAGUUCAACACAUGCUGUGGGAGACAAAGGAGGAAAGUUUGUGGAGAGCAAAAGCUUAAAGAAACAAACCAAACCAAGAAAACUAAAAUCCCUCAGUUCACCGUCAAACGCAACUGGUUUUCAACCUGCUGCUGAAUGACUGAAUGACCCCUUCAUCAACAAAACAAAGUUCAAUAAAACAUAAAAAGGGGAAAUCCUUGUCAAGAGUUGUUCCUUGCGUGACCAAGCCUCUUCAAGUGGAGCAUUAACUGGGG